Leptopilina heterotoma is the source of this 2042-nucleotide messenger RNA. Its product is annotated as intraflagellar transport protein 81 homolog. Lineage: Eukaryota; Metazoa; Arthropoda; Insecta; Hymenoptera; Figitidae. The record is from RefSeq and is a predicted model, not a curated record. Gene Ontology annotation, cellular component: cilium; centrosome; intraciliary transport particle B. Gene Ontology annotation, biological process: intraciliary transport; cilium assembly. The transcript is spliced from 13 exons. Gene Ontology annotation, molecular function: tubulin binding. The coding region runs from base 82 to 2007 and encodes 641 amino acids.
GUGUAAAGUGUAGACAAAAAUGGUUUCUUUAAAUGUGAAUUGACAUUGUAACCGGUGUUUAAAAUAUCUUUUUUUUAAACAAUGGCAGAAGACACAAAAUUUAUUGUUACAGAAAUCAAUAAACUUUUAUCGCGAAAUUACAAUUUAAUUUCGUUUAGUGCAUUAAGCUCUGACGAUUUGCUUCAGGUUCUCAGUGACAUAUUAUCAGAAAUCGAGCAAAAGGAAAAUGCAAAAAUUGACAUUAGGACUGAAAAUCCAGAGCAAAGUUCGAUUCGAAUUUUUUCACUUCUUCGAGUACUAAAAUAUCAACCAGAUGCUGAUCCUGUAUUAUUUAGACAAGGUCUAGUGAAAGGAGAGACGGAAACAAUUUAUCCAAUUUUAAAAUGGAUUUUAUCAAAUGUCAAUAUUGCCCGUCAACGUGCUUAUUUAUCCCGUUUCCUAGUGAAGGUGGAAAUACCAGCGGAAUAUUUAUCAGAUCCAGACAUUGGAUCUGUAUAUGAAAAAUAUUUGAAUAUGGUAGAGGAAUUCAAGAGUUUACACAAAGAUAGAGAAACCGGACGAAAGGGUGGAGAAACUGCUGCCGAAUUGAAAGCAGACGUUGAAGCGAUGGAGAAAGAAAAAAAAACUCUAAUUGGAAGAAUCGAGCGAAUGAAAAUAAGAACAGAACCAGCGAAACAUUUAUUAGAAGCGGCUCAACAUUUGCGACGUGAAAGAGAUCGAGAACGUGAAUUGGCCACACAAAAAUCACAAGAAUUAGAAGCUCAAGAUGCAGUCGAGAUUGCUCUUCAAAGGGCAGAGAAAGAAUUGGAAUCACUAAAAGAAGAAGGUGCUGGUCUUACGCCUCAAACUGUUUUGCAACGAUUAACCGAGGAGGUCUCAGUAUUGACAGUAAUUGCCAAUGAACGUCUACCAGAAGAGAUAAAAAAUAAAAAACUCCAAUUAGAAGCUCUAACUGCGGUUGUCGAAUCGCCUUAUAUUGGAACUGACGAAAUUGCAGCUUUGAGAACAAAAUUGGAUGCCGCUGCAAGAGAAGUUCAAGAAUUAGUCGAGAAGAAGGCUUCCGAAAUGGGUUCUGAUAAAAUGACUCCAUUUAGACAGCAAGCUGCUGCAAUUGGGAAUAUUAAGAAAAAUACUAUGGAUAAAUUGGAAAAAACAGAAACAACUUUAGCAGAACUUGAAAUAAAAUUGAGGGAAAAAAAGGAGAGGGCAAAACUCUUGUCUGAGGAAUCUGCCCCCGAGGGGGAGGAAUUAAAAAGAUAUGUCGCACGUUUGAAGACUAAAAGCACUUUGUAUAAACAGUCGAAAGCGGAAUUAUCGGCUCUGAAAGCGGAAAAUGGAGUUCUUCGCCGUACAAUCGAAAUUUUAGAGCAUCAACUUUCAGAAAUUCAAACCAAUGAAAAUGAUGAGUCAAUGGUUCUUCCUGAGAAUUUCUCAAAAGAGAGUGCAAUCGAAAUUAAUAAAGGACUAGCUGAGGAAAUUGCUAAACUCCAAAAAGAAUUGGCACCGUUAUUAGAUGAGGUGAAACCAUUACGAAAAAAAGCACAGGAGCUGGAAGAAAAAUACGAAAAGGCCGUCAAUAAACAUGAUUCGGUUCAAGCAACAAUGGAAGAAUCAACUUCCGAACUGGCGCAAGAAAUUGAAUCACUUAAGGCAUCCAUAAAAGAGACUGAGGAGAAGAAUAACGAGUUGAAUAAGGAAAUGGAUAGAAUUAAAUAUAUCGAGGAUCGAUUAGAGCAAGACAAAAAGAAUUUUGUGAAUAAAAGCGAUGAGCCAACGUUAAGGGACGAAAUAAUGGAAGGCAUUCAAGGCGAGGAGAAGAAAUUUAGAAAACUUAAGGAAGAAGAGAAACAACUUGGAGAGGAAACUUCUCAAAAUGAAUAUCAAGUUCAGCAGUGGAAAAAUAUCUCAUCAAUUCUCGAGGCAAAGGUGAAAUGCGCCGAAGAAUUAAAAAAACGAGAUGGAAUUGUAGUUCGAGAAAAGGGAGCUGAAACACUAAUUUUGCAAUAAUUUGGUAAUUAUUUGAAUUAUUUCUAUUUCAUUAA